Schizosaccharomyces osmophilus is the source of this 1629-nucleotide messenger RNA. RefSeq names its product Set3 complex subunit Hif2 (gene hif2). The coding region runs from base 1 to 1629 and encodes 542 amino acids. Gene Ontology annotation, cellular component: Set3 complex. Gene Ontology annotation, molecular function: transcription corepressor activity; protein binding. The record is from RefSeq and is a predicted model, not a curated record. The transcript has 4 exons. NCBI's taxonomy places the organism in Eukaryota, Fungi, Ascomycota, Schizosaccharomycetes, Schizosaccharomycetales, Schizosaccharomycetaceae. Gene Ontology annotation, biological process: regulation of transcription by RNA polymerase II.
AUGGAUACAAAUCAGAUUAAUUAUAUUAUUUGGAGAUAUUUGCAGGAAUCAGGUUAUUCACAUACGCAGUUUGCAUUUGAACAUGAAACGAAUGUUCAAAAUUCGGACAAGGAUUGGGGCCUGACCUGUCCUGUCGGAAGGCUUGUUGAAGUUUUACAAAAAGGUUUACAGUAUACGGAAAUAGAGCAGCAUUGGAUUGAAAAUCCACCUCCAAGAGUUAAAGACGAGACUAUAACUCAGGAAGAUAUACAAAACACUGAACAUCCUUGCAGAAAUGAUUUUCUAUUAACGGUUCCUCAUUCCUGUUACGAGCGCAAUGUUGAUAAUGGUGAAGGGGCAGACGCAAAUGGAACCGAAAGACAUAAGCAUUCAGAAUUAGCAGACGCUUCCAAGACCGAAGGAGAUGUUGAACAUACCCCAGAAAUCCAUAUGAAAGGUCACAUAGCUGAAGUUCCCUCAAAUGAACCUUCGGUGGUUACAGAAGAAAAGUCAGCUGUGAACCCCAAUACUGUCAACCAAGAAAGUACUCAAUUGGCAGAACCCUCUAUGGAUGAAUCAUUAUCGAUUACAGAUACCUUGUCAAUGAGACAUGCUGUAACCUGUGCCGAUUGGCAGCCUACCGAUUCUGAAAGAUUCGUUGUAGGAAUGAUGAACGCUGAUUUGAGCAUUUGCAAACUGGGUGCCGACCCUAAAACCUUUUAUGGAUCCAAUAUUGAAAGUCAAGAUGUUACUUGUAUUGCAUGGAAUCAUACUGGGUCAUACUUUGCAUGUUCCUUUUUUAAUGGCUCUAUCGAAAUAUUUAAUGAUUAUGGCUCUCAACAGAUCAUCCUUCAAGAAACUGAAAGCCCUGUGUUGACGCUUAAAUGGAGUGAAACCGACACAUACAUAGCGGCAGGAUCCGCUGAUGGUCGCGUUGUAUUGUAUGAUUGUUUAACGCGUUCACUUGUAUACUUGGCCGACACGUAUUCUUCUAUAUUGGAAAUUGAAUGGAUUUCUGUAGAUACUUUUGUCAUUGCUGAUGCUGACGGAAAUAUGAAAAUGCUUAACGUUCGGAGCAGGAAUCCAGUCUUUAAUGUCGUAAAGGCACAUGAAGAGUCCAUUUUGUCUUUACAUUAUCAUCCACAAUUUUUGCUAUUAAUAUCUUCUUCUAGCGAUGCUACCGUAAAGUUAUGGUCCCAGUCAAAUUCUGAGUCACUGCAGUGUAUGCACACCUUUCCUUUCAAUUCUCCUAUCGAAUGUGUCGGCUGGAACGAAGGAAGCGGGUCUCCUAUUUUUGCAAUAGCUUCCAACAGCAUUGCCAGUUUAUAUAAUGCUAUUUCUUUACAACAACUCUCCGUAUGUAUGAGACAUGCUUCUCCAAUAACCGCGAUUUCUUUCAGCAACAAUGGACGAUUGCUAGCAACGGGUGACUCAAUCGGAAGUGUUUGCAUAUGGGACUGUAAAUUAAGUAACUUAGUUCAAGAGCUGGUUCCUAAAAAUUCAUCAGUGGCUACUCUUGCGAAUAAUCAAGCUGACGAACAAAUUAUUUUUAUUAAGUGGAGCCCUGAUGAUAAGCAUUUAAUAAUUGGAAAACAAAAGCACGAGCUUGCGGUUUCUGCAGUCAGUGACAAGAAAAUUGAUUUGGAUUAA